UAGACUACAACCUGCUUCAGACGACGCCCCGUCGCCCAUGAGAUUUGCACCUCCGUCGUGCGUCUUUUCCGCUCUAGAGGAUAUCAGUGUGGUCUUGUCAUCAUCAUCAUUAUUAUUAUUGUCGGGCUGUGCGCGCGAGCUGCCCGCGGCAUCACCUCACCAAUAACAGACGGGGUGCCAGUCAGAAGAAGAAGAGGAAGAAGAAGAGAGGGAGGAAGAGGAGGAGGAGGAGAGGAACGGGGUGACAGAGUAUUCCGAAUUGACGCUCAGAAAUAAACAAGUAGACAGACAGACACCCUGUUUGGAAGACCGUCUGCGGCGGGAAGCGAACGGGAUCUGCAACUGAGAUGGCUGAGGUGUCACAAGAGGAGAGACUCCAGGCCAUCGCUGAGAAAAGGAAGAAGCAGACAGAGAUUGAAAACAAGAGGAGGCAGCUGGAUGAUGACCGACGGCAACUCCAGCAUCUCAAGUCGAAGGCACUGAGGGAGCGCUGGUUGUUAGAUGGAGCUCCAGCAGAGGAGGAGACUCAGAAGCGUCUCCAAGAGGACGAAGUAAAGACCAAACUUCUGGAGCAGGUCAUCCUCAGGCUGGAGCAGGAGAUUGAAGAACUGGAGACAGGCGUGCCAGCCAAUAAGGGUGUGGCCAAAGAAAAUGGAGGUGAAAAUGGAGUAGUGCAGACCUCUGGUCAGACCCCAAAGAGAGAGGUGACAGGGAUUGAAGCCAAGCUGCUGGGUCCCAGUCCUGACCAAGCUAGCGCAGACAACCCCGUCACCUUGGUGUUCAUGGGCUACAAGACCGUUGAAGAGGAGCAGGAGACCCACAAAGCCCUGGGAAUGGAAGGGGUGGACGGCAACGUAAAGGCUGAGUUUGUUGUGAUCGAAGAUGGGGAGGGGAAAGCUGGAGGAGAGGCAGCCACAGAGGAGCAGGCUCCACCCAACGGGAGCAUGGCAGAGAAGGAAAAGGCCAACGGAGGCGGGGAGGAGGGAGAGAAGGAAAAGGAGAAGAAACAGACCUGCAAAUGCUGCACGGUCAUGUGAGCUGUGUAUGUGAAUGCGGGUGUGGGUGUGUGUGUGUGUGUGUAUGGAUGAGUACACAACUGCACCUGUGUAGGCAAGUGUGCCAUUGCAUGUGUCUGUAUUUGCAGAUGUGUGUAACUUUGUGUCUGUGUGGGAGUGUGUGUGUUUGUGUGUAUGUGUGUCAGGACUGGAAAAAAACAAAAGCCGAAGUACACAGCCAAUAUACCAACAAUGAGAGCCAAUACAAGCUCCAGCUACAACAACAAGAACCACAAAGACUCAUAAGUACACUUUACUCUGUAUACUUUCUCUGAUGUGUAUUUGACUUUUGGUUUCUAUUGAUAUUUUUCUAUUUUUCUGUCUUGACAUUUAUAUUGUAUUCAGUAUGUAUAUCUUUAUUAUGGGACUGUGUACUGUAAGUUCAUUGUUAUUAUUGUUGGAAAAAAAGAAAAUGUAUUAGCUCUCUGGACUGUACUGCUACCCACUGGGGGAAAUCUGGAAACUUUAAAUCAUUUAAGUCAAAACAGCAAACUAUGAAGGACACAGACACUUAAAUAUAUAUAUUUCUCUGUGUAGGCCUACCAACUAUUUAUCAGUCAAUUUCAUAUUGCAAUAUUGUCUAAGAUAUUAUUUUAAAUAGUAUUUUAAUAUAUUGAUAUGAAAUUAUGUUUUAUACAAUGUAUUUAUUGUUUUUGGUUCUCUAUAUCAUCGCUAACCAUUAACUGCAUGUAAGCUUGUAAGCUCUACCAGAUUUGCGUUACAAUCAUUACAAGUGUCUGUGCUUUCUUAGACUCAUAUGUGCUCAUAUCUUUGGUCACACAAGUCUUUGUAUCAGUAAAAGUAAAUAUAAUUGGCAGUGUUAGAGAUAUGCAUUAAAGGGGCUAUUUGUAAGUUUUGCUAUUGCUACAUAGCCAGCGUUAACAGUUGACUCACCAGUCUAGAAGAAACAUUGCGAGUUCAGCAUCAAACUUCAUCCCUUUACCCACCAAGAGCUGUCUCCAGCGGUGGAAACCAAGGCCAAUGUCAGCCAAGCCUUGUCUUUUCUUCUCCUGAAGUUAACAUGCUAACCAGAAGAAGAAGUAGUGCUGCCCAGAGGGCGUAUUAUAACCUCUUGUCUUGUAAACGCAACGAUGGCCAGCGCUCUUGCCAAGCGACUAUUACCACUCCUUGAUGCCAGCAAGAAACCACAUUUGGUGGCAGAGAAAACUUACAAAUAGCCCCUUCAAAGGGACUAUUUGCAAGUUUUGCUGU
Molecule: messenger RNA, 2267 nt
Organism: Seriola dumerili (greater amberjack)
Lineage: Eukaryota; Metazoa; Chordata; Actinopteri; Carangiformes; Carangidae
Gene: palm1b
Product: paralemmin-1-like
Exons: 6
Coding region: 348-1037 (229 amino acids)
Biological process (GO): regulation of cell shape
Cellular component (GO): membrane
Source: RefSeq, a predicted model, not a curated record